Molecule: messenger RNA, 5503 nt
Organism: Syzygium oleosum
Lineage: Eukaryota; Viridiplantae; Streptophyta; Magnoliopsida; Myrtales; Myrtaceae
Product: histidine kinase 2
Exons: 15
Coding region: 764-4582 (1272 amino acids)
Biological process (GO): phosphorylation; phosphorelay signal transduction system
Molecular function (GO): phosphorelay sensor kinase activity
Source: RefSeq, a predicted model, not a curated record
AGAGACCCAGUUAAGAUAGUGCAGUAAAUGUAAAGUUCUGCUCUUUGGGCAUGCAAUUCUUGAUAUUUUUGCAUAGCUUGUUUGCUUUUGCCUAACCUUCGUUGUCCACUUGAUGAUGAGGCAAUGAUAUGGUGCACCCAACUUCAGUAUCCAGGCUAGACACCACCACCACCACAGAGAGAGAGAGAGAGAGAGAGAGAGAGAGAGAGAGAGAGAGCUUUAGCCGGUUCUGAUCACUGAGCUCAAUUGGGCUUUCUGCAAUUCGAGUGUGGGUUCGAGGAUUUGAGUUACCUUUGGGGGAAAAGAAAGUCGCAAGCUUGAUGCUUUCUUUUGGCGAUACAAGGGCUAUGAGCGGAGGAAAGAGCACAUGCACAGAAAAAGGGCCAAAGUUUUUCUUACCUCAUUAAUGAUUCUCUCACGGGUUUUGCUAGCCACAACAACAGUUGGUUUUUUGGGUACAGCUAGUUGUUUUGGAAUGAUUAUCUCCAACUUUAUCUUCUUCAAAAUAGGUGUGCUCUUGAUGACCUUUCGGGCUUCUGAGGGCAUGGACUCAGAAAUUUAGAACAGAACAAGAAAUUACACACCAGAAGGACAUCAAGAAAAGGCAAGAACCUGCUGCUUUGUUUUGCCGGUAUAGUGUAUUAGCUAGAGCAUGGUAUUUGUCAGGUUGUUUCUCAAGAAUCACAAAGCGUUGAAAUUUUGUCCGAGUCAGGCCGAGUAGUCUUUUGGGUCAUGUUCUCUAUCGGUUGAGCUCUAGCUAUUGAUGAGUUUGUCACCUUUAGUUGGAGUUCUUCUUAGGCUCUCAAGUCUCUUUGUUGAGUGGCCUAUGGUAAAGAUGCAUCCUAAUGGCAAGCUUGCCGGAUCUAAUGGCAAAUUGCAAGCGAGUUUCAAGUUGAAUAAAGCGAACGAGCCCAUUAAGGGUCCCAAUUGUAUGGAAAUAUGGAGGAGAAAGCUCAUAUUCUUUUGUGUUCUGCUUAUGGUCGCCUCUGGGGUUGUUUGGUUUUUCUCGGGUUUCAGUGAGAGUUCUUUGGUGGGGAAGGUGAAGUCCCCUGAACUGGGGGAAGAAAAAGCUCGAAUCUUACGAUUUGUACAGCAUUUCAAUGCCAGCAAGAACCAACUCCAUGCUUUAGCUUCUCUGCUCGGCGACUCUAAUCAGGUAGCAUCCGUCCAAUGUUCCAAAUUACAUAAAGAAACGGGCAAGGAAAUGACAUUAAUAAAUGGUUGUGCCUGCUCUCUAAAAGUUGUUUGCUCAGAACAUCUGGAUCUUCUGAAGCAGCAAGUAUUGAAUGGGGAAGAUGCUGAACUUGAGGACCAGUGCCCGGCUCACCCUGAGAAUCUCUCUUUGGAGGAUUGCCAAUCAAUGCUACAGGAAAAAUCAACUGCAACUGCUUCGCUCUCUGAAAUUUCAUUCCGAUCAGUCAAUAAUCCAAAUGUUCUGGAGGACAUGUCACAAGCAAAGGGGAAGGGAAAUCAUGCAGGAGAUAGUUGCAGGACUAGGUCCUUUGGUUUAGUAGAAGGAUGCUGGUGGGUUAUUGUUGUGAUGAUAGUGAUCUGCAAGAUGUAUGGUUUUUAUAUGAGAGUUCGGAGGGACCAAACACAAAAAAAAGUUAAGCCAAAACCAGUGAGUCAGCAGCGGGAGCUGCUGCUUCAGCAGAGGCAGCAACAGCAAAGCCAUAAUUCCUCAAAAAGUGCCGGAAGUUGGCGGAAAAAACUUUUGAUUGUAUUUGUCCUACUUGGAGUAAUGACGUCCGUUUGGUUGUUUUGGCAUUUGAAUGCUAAAAACACUUUGUGGAGAAAAGAGACCCUGGCCAACAUGUGUGAUGAGCGAGCCAGGAUGCUGCAAGAUCAGUUUAAUGUCAGCAUGAACCAUGUUCAUGCCUUGGCUAUUCUCGUAUCCACCUUUCACCAUGGAAAACAACCUUCAGCUAUAGAUCAGAAAACUUUUGGAGAAUACACAGAAAGAACAGCUUUUGAGAGACCACUUACUAGUGGUGUUGCGUAUGCUUUAAAAGUACCUCACUCAGAGAGGGAGCAAUUCGAGAAGCGACAUGGAUGGAUAAUAAAGAAAAUGGAAACUGCUGAUCAGACACUUGUACAGGACUAUAUGCUGGAUAGGUUGGACCCUUCACCUAUUCAAGAUGAGUACGCACCUGUUGUAUUUUCUCAAGAAACUGUCUCUCACAUAGUCUCCAUUGACAUGAUGUCUGGAAAGGAAGAUCAGGAGAAUAUACUGCGGGCUAGGGCAUCUGGGAAGGGAGUACUGACUUCUCCCUUCAAGCUUCUGAAGUCGAAUCACCUUGGCGUUGUUCUAACUUUUGCUGUAUAUGAUAGAGAACUUCCCGCUGAUGCUACAGCUGAGCAACGUAUUGAAGCAACAGUGGGGUAUUUGGGUGCAUCUUAUGACGUCCCCUCCCUAGUUGAGAAGCUUCUGCAACAGUUGGCUAGCAAGCAGACGAUCGUUGUAAAUGUCUACGACACAACCAAUGGAUCUGCACCAAUCAAUAUGUAUGGUGCUGACGUUAUUGACACUGGGCUGGUGCACGUUAGUAACGUUGAUUUUGGGGAUCCACUUAGGAGACACGAGAUGCACUGCAGGUUUAAGCAGAGACCUCCUUGGCCAUGGACUGCAAUAAAUGCAUCAUUGGGACUGCUGGUCAUCACGUUGCUCGUCGGCCAUAGCUUUCAUGCAGCUAUAAAUCGAAUUGCUAAGGUGGAGGAGGACUAUCGAGAGAUGAUGGAGCUGAAAAGUCGUGCUGAGGCUGCAGAUGUGGCAAAAUCUCAGUUUCUUGCGACUGUUUCCCACGAGAUUAGAACUCCUAUGAAUGGUGUUUUAGGCAUGCUGCAAAUGCUUAUGGAUACAAAUCUCGAUGUAAACCAACUGGAUUAUGCCCAAACUGCUCAUGCAUGUGGAAAAGAUUUGAUAUCAUUGAUCAAUGAGGUUCUUGAUCAGGCCAAGAUUGAAUCCGGACGUCUCGAGCUAGAGAAAGUGCCUUUUGAUCUUCGUUCUGUUCUGGAUAACGUGCUAUCACUUUUUUCGGGCAGAUCUAAUGAAAAAGGAAUUGAGUUGGCUGUCUAUGUCUCUGAUCGGGUGCCAGAAGUUGUUAUUGGUGACCCUGGUCGAUUCCGGCAGAUAAUUACAAAUCUUGUGGGGAACUCAAUCAAGUUUACCCAUGAAGGGCAUAUAUUUGUCUCAGUUCAUCUGGCAGAAGAAGGAUGCAUUCAGCAUGAUUUUAGAGAUGCAGAGAAGAGACUAAGUUCAAACUUUGUUGAAGAUACAUCAGACAAAAGUUUUAAUACAUUGAGUGGUUUUCAAGUGGUUGACAGAAGGAAAAGCUGGGAUCACUUUAAGAAGUUAAAUCACUCUGAUCAAAUUGAUGUGAAUGAAUCAGUUGAAAUACUGGUUACUGUUGAGGAUACAGGUGUUGGAAUUGCCAGAGAGGCACAGAGCCGCAUAUUCACACCUUUUGUGCAGGCUGAUAGCUCCACAUCACGUACAUAUGGCGGCACUGGAAUUGGCUUGAGUAUUAGCAAAUGUCUAGUGGAUCUUAUGCACGGGGAGAUCGGGUUUGUAAGUGAACCGGGCACCGGAAGCACAUUUUCCUUUACUGUCCCUUUUGCAAAAUGUGAAACAAACUGUCUUGAUAUGAAGUGGCAAAAUUACGAUGCAAUCAUAUCAGAGUUCAGAGGAUUGAGAGCCUUGGUGAUAGAUAAAAGAAGCAUCCGGGCUGAGGUUGCAAGAUAUCAUCUCGAGAGACUAAGAAUAUCAGUGGACAUCGCUUGUAGUUUGAUGUCAGCUUGCACUUAUCUAUCCAACUCUUCCAGCCCAAGGGAACAAUCAGAUUUUGACAUGGUUCUUAUCGACGAAGAUGUUUGGGACGGGCAAACAGGUUUGGAAUUCAAUAUUUCACUUUGGAAACACAGGCAAAAUGGCAGCAAUGGAGUGUCAAUAGGUCCCAAGAUCUUUCUUCUAGCUACAUCCAUAAGUCCAAUUGAGCGCAGCGAGCUCAAAUUAGCCAACCUGGUAGAUAAUGUGCUGGUAAAGCCUCUCAGAUUGAGUGUCUUGAUUUCCUUUUUCCAGGAAGCCCUUGGUAAUGGUAAGAAGAGGCUAUCUGAUAGGAGAAAAGUAUCAAGUCUUGGCAAUUUGCUGAAAGGAAGAAGAAUCUUGGUAGUGGACGACAACUUGGUAAACAGGAGAGUAGCAGAGGGUGCUUUAAAGAAAUAUGGUGCCAUUGUUACUUGUGUUGGGAGUGGUAAGGAUGCUUUAGCCAUGCUUCGGCCUCCCCAUGACUUCGCUGCUUGCUUCAUGGAUUUGCAAAUGCCAGAGAUGGAUGGGUUUGAGGCAACACGACAAAUUCGUCACCUUGAGAAGGAGGUUAAUAGUAAGAUUGCCUCUGGGGAAGCAUCUUCCGAUGCAGUUCAUAAUGUGUUACAUUGGCAUACUCCUAUAUUAGCCAUGACGGCUGAUGUAAGUCAGGCUACAAAUGAGGAAUGCCUCAAGUGUGGAAUGGAUGAUUACGUCUCAAAGCCUUUUGAAGAAGAGCAGCUUUAUUCAGCUGUAGCACGGUUCUUUGAGUCUGGCUGAGAGAGAAUGAUAUGAUGACAGCACAUCUACUGUCAAACGUUCCACGCCAGUGGCUGAUUACUUUUCACAAGUUCACCAGGGUUUGGGGCGGGGGCAUCAAAUGGUUGUCGUGAUGAGCCUCGUUCAUCAUACAGCUGUUGUCUUUCCUAGUGGCAUUCUUGGAAUUCCAGGAGCUCUGAGUUUGUUGCCUUAACCGAUGGACUUGAAUAUCUGAUCUUGAUUCUGGGGAGCAAUAUACUGGUGUCAUGACGCAUCCUGAUCUCUCAACAUUGAUUUGUUAUUGGAUUCAUUCUUUUCUUGGAAUAGAUUCAUUGAAAGGGCGCGGCUUGGGGAUUGUUCAGAGUCCCAGCUAGCCUGGUUGCAGAGUCAAACUCAGCUCGGCAGAUCCUACUACUAUACUGCAGUUAAAAGUGAGCUUCGAGGAAGAUGAAUGGUGAUUAUUUUUGGCCCUUGGAAGUUGGAGGUGCCUUUCUGAGAUGCAUCGUGGACCCCCCAAGUUUUUGAGAUUGAUUUCUCGGGCAUGUCAGCUUGUGUCUCAGAAGUAGAAGGGAGUAGAGUUCCUCGUUCGUUUCCUCUCGCCAGUGAACCUUCUCUCCGAUGCUCAAUAAGGGAUUUGUAUUCUUUUGGACACUGAAGAAGCAGGCUCGAAUUGAAAAUAAAUUUGUCAAGUGUUAUUUCUACCACGGUGGCAGGAUAUAGUUAGUUUUUGUUUCCUUAUGUAAGUGCUGAUCCCUGCUCCAGCAAAAGAUGCCUCAGCUGAAGAGGUCCAAUCUUUAGUAACAUUGCCAUAAAAUACAUUCUCACUCUCAAUCUUAUGUAUGGAAAUCAUAAUCUGGAGAUUACAGUGGUUCUAUUAUCCCCACAGACAAUGAUAUGUGACUUUGGGUAUAAAUGGACAUCCCAAAACAGUUCUUUUCCCCA